Molecule: messenger RNA, 1953 nt
Organism: Lotus japonicus
Lineage: Eukaryota; Viridiplantae; Streptophyta; Magnoliopsida; Fabales; Fabaceae
Product: protein SRG1-like
Exons: 4
Coding region: 96-1172 (358 amino acids)
Source: RefSeq, a predicted model, not a curated record
GAAAUCAAAUCAAGCCUAGCGAGCUAAGGAGAUACAUACUUUCAUCAGAGAAAUUAAUAUCAUUCUAGCUAGCUAAUUGGACUUAAUUUGAAACUAUGGAUAGAGAAAUGGUCACGAAGCUUGCAACAUCUCUGGCGGUUCCUUCAGUGCAAGAACUUGCAAAGCAACCCAUCACCAAAGUUCCUGAACAAUAUGUUCGUCCAAACCAAGAGCCUCCUGUUAUAUUCAAUACAAUCUCUUUACCACAAGUUCCAGUCAUUGAUUUCAAUAAAUUGUUUUCUGAGGAUGAUGGAACUGAGCUAGAGAGGCUUGACCAUGCAUGCAAAGAAUGGGGUUUCUUCCAGCUGAUCAAUCAUGGAGUCAAUCCUUCAUUGGUGGAAAAAAUGAAGAUGGAUGUUCAAAAGUUCUUCAACCUUCCAAAGGAGGAGAAGAAAGUAUUUUCGCAGAAACCAGGGGAGAUAGAGGGACUUGGCCAGAUGUUCAUUGCAUCCGAGGAAACCAAAUUAGAAUGGGCAGAUUUAUUCUUUAUUGUCACUCUCCCACAAAACAUAAGAAAUCCUCACUUGUUUCCAAAUCUUCCUCAGCCAUUCAGAGAUCAUCUAGAGAGGUAUGCCUUGGAACUGAAAAAUCUCUAUGUCACAAUCCUUGAGUUUAUGGCAAAAGCUCUAAAGUUUCAACCAAGUGAAUUGCCAGAGCUAUUUGAAGAAGGAUGUCAUCAAGCAAUGAGGAUGAAUUACUACCCUCCAUGUCCCCAACCAGAAAAAGUUAUGGGACUCAAUCCUCAUUCUGAUAGUUCUAUCCUAACCCUCCUUCUCCAAGUUAAUGAAAUUGUAGGCCUUGAAGUAAGAAAAGAUGGAAGGUGGAUUCCUGUUAAACCUCUCCCGAAUGCUUUUAUCAUCAAUGUUGGAGACUCGUUGGAGAUAAUGACUAAUGGUAUUUAUCGAAGCAUCGAACAUCGAGCAACAGUGAACUCUGAGAAGGAGAGGAUUUCCAUUGCCACAUUUCAGACUCCAAGAUUAAAUGCAUUUAUAGGUCCAGCACCGAGCCUUGUCACCCCUGAAAGACCUGCAAUGUUCAAUAGAAUCAGUGUAGAAGAUUUCUACAAAAGAUACUUUUCAGACAUGCUACAGGGGAAAUCGCACAUUAAUGCCUUGAGGAACAAAAAUGAGUGAUCAUGAAACUAUGUAUGAUUGGCUUUCAUGGGAUGGAAAAAUAAAAUAAGAACAUAUGAAAUAAUCAUGUGAUUAUGUCACGUGUGAUUGGUUGUGUAUAAUAAAGCCACCAUGUAAGCUCAUUUGAGACAACAAAGUUUCAUUCAGUAUUGGCUUAAAUAUGUUGGAGGUCCCUCUAAAAUAGAGGUACUUUGGUUUCGGCCCCUACAAAAUAUUUUUUUUGGAAUACAUCCCUACUUGAAAAAUAAUAUGGAGUGAUAAGCCCGCCACCGUUACAAGAAUUGUUAGUUUUUUAACAGAGGAUGACGUUGUAGUCACAUCAUCAGGCCACAUCAUCAACGUUGCCAAGUAAGCACAUGAGCAAAUGUUUAAAAUAAAAAAAAACCUGGAUUCGAACACAGGUCUUGUGGUAAGUAUCUUUAAUUUUAAGUUGCAGGCCUUGUGUUCGAAUCCUGGUUACAUAUUUUUUUUUAUUUUAAACAUUUGCUCAUGUGCUUACUUGGCAACAAUGAUGACCUGACCUGGUGAUGUGGCUGUCACGUCGUUCUCCGUUAGAAAACUAACGAUUCUUGUAACGUGAGGGCUUAUCCCUCCAUAUUAUUUUCCAAAUAGGGGUGUAUUCCCCACACAAAAAAUUUGUAGGGGCCUAAACCAAAGUACCCCUAUUUUAGAGGGACCUCCAACAUAUUUAAGCCUUCAGUAUUUGUAUAUACCAUUUAUAAAUUCGGUUUGUAACCAUGAAUAAUAAAAUUUAUUAAGUAAUGACUAAAAUUUGUGACUA